GUUUACUGCCUACCAUGCACCUCAUCAGGACUAUCAAUUUUUUCUUCUCGUGGUGUGGCAAGAAACAGACCCAGAGACGCAGUCUUUAGGUGUAAGCCAGAUGAAUUGCGCCAGAUUUUUCUUCCAUUUCAUGAAUGUGGUUCAUCUUAAUGAUUUUGUGAAACCAGAUGUUGUUCUAGCGCCGCGAUUUCUUUGUAUACUAUACCAUAAGAUCAAAAGAGAAGGGCUAUUGAAACAGUAGAGGAUGGCUGUUGAUCGUCAGUAUAUAUCCAAUGCUUAGUGCAACUUUUUCAUACAAAAUUGACUCAAUAGCUAUGAGAUACCCGGCGAGCAUGGAAUUCAAAGAUGCUAUGAGUUACAAUGUUACGAGUUUGGAUGCGCUUUUUGCCGCAAGAGGUUUGAUUAUCUUGAGGACAAUGAAUGAUUGCUACAACCUGAUGCAAAUGAGGUGUGACGGGUUGAUCAAACUUAUUGGCUAUGGACGCUCAGAAUGUAUGUUGUGUAUCAUGCUAUCCUAUGCGGAUGAUGGAGACCUUUCCGAAAAAAUACAAGCUUUCCUAAAAGCCUACGAGCGUCCUAUUUUGGACCAACAUUGGUGCUUUCAUUGAGAGCUUGGAUUCUCUCAUAUCACUCCGGUGGGAAUCAAGAAAGGGAAUUUCUGGAAAAUCUGUUGAAAAAAAAAUGAAAACACGAAUAAAUCGGUUCUGGAAAUCCAAAAAAGUUUGGGAUCUUCCUCUGUUGACCCGAACUCCAGCUAAUUGGGCUUACUGAAGCAGUCAAGAUCAUUGCCAAGCUCGAACACUUCACUGCACCACCUGUAGUCUGUCGGGUCGUGGCGGCUCUCGUCGCCUUCGCUCCUGGUUCAGCACCACCGUCGCUUCGAGUUUUAGCACCACCGCCAUGAAGGUUCCUGCAAACAUACGGCCUAAACAACGUAUGAACCCACGGUCUGCCGUCGAGGCCUGAAUCAGCCUAAUGACCGGCAGCAAAGUGGAGAUCGACGUAUACCGUAUGACUCCAAGACGAGCUCUGCAACUCCAUCACCGCCGCACCUGUCACCGCGCCGCCCGCCGUCGAGGUUUGCUGGGCCUGCACGCUGAGAUCGAGUUGCGGUAUUGGGGACCCCUGGGCGAGAUGCUCCGGGCUGGCAAUAGGAACCGAGGGCCGCCCCUACUUCGACGAUGGCGAGUUCGUCCUCCCUUUCCGGCGGAAUCGAGGACAUCUCCUCUUCCUCUCCGGAGCUGCAGAACGGCCCUCAUUUCUCCGGACCUAACGGGAGUUGCUGAGAAGAAGACGGACCACAAUCAUUCAACAAGUCUGCAGCAUUCCACAAUUUAGCAUGGGCCCAAGGGAAUCACCAGGCUCUUAUUCAUUUCAGCCAAGCCCAUCAACAAAUGGCCCAAACAAAAGCUAAGUAUAAAAAAUCAUCUAUUCCGUAUAUUUGAUACAUAGAAAAAUUUAUUUAGUUGCAAAAAAAAAAAUCAUAAAUUGCAGCAUAUUGAAAAGUACAUUAAGUGGUAUAAUUUCUUUUACUCUCUUUAAAUGUGUGUAAUUUUAACAUUGAAAACGGACUUAUGAAAUCCGAUCACUCACGUACACCGGACGAGCACACACACUCGUACAAUGGUCGAGCACACACACUCGCGCCACCGGAUCACGUCAUAUGGGUGUGGCGAUUAAUAAGCUCCAAUAUAAAUGUUAAUACCGCACACUCUUGAUUUCAUACGAGUUCUUGCGUGCUCUUACCCCUUCCCAGUGCAUCACACUCCGACCUCGGGGGACGUGUCGCCCGUUCAAAAGUCUUCACUUGCGGGUUCGAACUACUAACUUCGGGUGCCGAGUUAAACUCUUGUUAGGGGCCUAGAGCCACGCUCUUCCGAGCAAUUUUUUUCACUUAAUUGACAUUCACAUUUCCCGAAAAGGUCGAUAUACUUUAGUUCUGUGGGGUUGGAUUAUCCGUUCGAAUGGUGACUCCGAGUCACUUACUCGCGGAUUCAAUCUUCCUUUCGGAGACUGGGUUGAAGCCUAACUUGGGAAAUUGAUGUCACUCUUUUCAAGUAGUGAGUCCGACUCACUCACUCACUUAUUUGACAUUCACAUUUCCUGAAAAGGUCGAUAUACUUUAGUUCUGUGGGGUUGGAUUAUCCGUUCGAAUGGUGACUCCGAGUCACUUACUCGCGGAUUCAAUCUUCCUUUCGGAGGCUGGGUUAAGGCCUAACUUGGGAAAUUGCUGUCACUCUUUUCAAGUAGUGAGUCCGACUCACUCACUCACUGAGUCGUGGUUCAACACCAGACCAAAUGCUCUAUUAUACACCUGUUGCUUUUAUGUGUAGGUACGACUGAACGAGGAGUAGCCUGAUGAGUUCAAGCCCGACAAGAAGAACGGUUCUAGUCAUCCCCUUCACAGAUGGUGAGCGUUGCAAUAAAGGCUGAGGAUUUCACCUCUUGCUUCAUCUUGGGGGCGCCAGGUGUACUCUUUUUCCCUUCAUUGGGAUUUUUUCCCAUUGGGUUUUUUCCUAAUGAAGGUUUUUAAUGAGGCAUCUCCCCGACAUGGACAAAGGCGGGGAUCUUCCAGUCUCGAAGAAGAGCAACUGACUUGGACUACUCCCUCUUAGCCGAGUUUACUACUCGACUAAGGGAGUGGGGAACUCGUGAUGGAGUAAUAAGACUAGGCCCAGAGCCUAAUCGGCCCAAGCCCCGAACUUGGACCCGUGGAUCCAAGUUCAUGACCUGGAACCUAUCUACCAGUCCAGCGGGGAGCCUGUCAGUCCGCCCGACCUGCCAGCUGGGAAAAGUAACGGUCAAGCAAUUAAUGCGUUGUUUAAUUAUGUAUUUAAUUUCGUAUUAAUGUUGUAAUUAAUUAGUCAUUAUUAUCGAUAGCGGUUACGAUUUGUAUACGCCUAUAAAAGGCAGAUUGUAAUUCAAAUUAGGGGAACUGCUAUAAGUCAUUUCUGGCA
Cuscuta epithymum is the source of this 2957-nucleotide messenger RNA. NCBI's taxonomy places the organism in Eukaryota, Viridiplantae, Streptophyta, Magnoliopsida, Solanales, Convolvulaceae. The record is from the annotation of a GenBank genome assembly.